AUGGACGCCGUCUCCCCAACCACAUCGUCGCAAAGCCUCGCCUCCCUGCCACCAAUCCCCCAACACAUUAUCGUCACAUUCGACGGCAAAGUGCGCGAGAUGCUGCGGAUAACACGGGACGCCGACAUUGAGGAGCAAAGCUCCCGGAGACGCGUCCGACCACGAUACUACGCUGGGAUUUGA
Dothidotthia symphoricarpi CBS 119687 is the source of this 183-nucleotide messenger RNA. RefSeq lists its product as uncharacterized. Bases 1 to 183 code for a protein of 60 amino acids. Lineage: Eukaryota; Fungi; Ascomycota; Dothideomycetes; Pleosporales; Dothidotthiaceae. The record is from RefSeq and is a predicted model, not a curated record. The transcript has a single exon.